This is a messenger RNA of Ictalurus punctatus (channel catfish), 5779 nucleotides long. RefSeq names its product RAP1 GTPase activating protein b (gene rap1gapb). Gene Ontology annotation, biological process: regulation of small GTPase mediated signal transduction; activation of GTPase activity. The record is from RefSeq and is a predicted model, not a curated record. The coding region runs from base 1513 to 3588 and encodes 691 amino acids. NCBI's taxonomy places the organism in Eukaryota, Metazoa, Chordata, Actinopteri, Siluriformes, Ictaluridae. Gene Ontology annotation, molecular function: GTPase activator activity. Gene Ontology annotation, cellular component: cytoplasm. The transcript has 23 exons.
AAAUGCCAUAAAAAAUGCCUUGUUUAUGUGUGUAGGAAAAAGGGUUUAUUAGCAGUGAGCAUUUUAUUUCGGGUGUGCCACUUAUGCACUCUCACUGAAAUGGUGGGUUCUGGCUUCUUUUUCGGCUUCUUCUUCGUCGGUAAGACAGUUUUGUACUUGAGCAUCACCAAGUCAUACUUUUGUGUAACUUUAUCAGCUCCGGGCGCAUGAAAAAAAAAGCACGAAUCUCAUUGGACGACCAAAAACAAACCCCUCGACGUUAAAUAAAUUUGACACUUGGACGCCACGUGUUUUACGCCAGGGUGUGAACACUUCCAGACCGUUUUUCAUGGUGCGGAAAUCGUCCUGGUGUGAACAGGGCUAAAUAGAGGAAGUGGGGGCGUGUUCGAGUGCGGGUUUGUGAAUGGAGGGCGGAGCCGGAGAGGGUGAGUGGUAAGGAUUGCACAUCUCCAGGGAAUUGUACUUAGGAAUGUUCUGUGUUGCAGUUAGCUGAGGCGAGAAUAAAAACUUCAGAGAUGAGCGCCUCGAAAGACAGAGAGAGCCAACCAGCACAGAGCCGUGUGUGCACACUUUUGUGUCUAUAAAAUAAAACCGCUGAAAAGCGAAAGUGAAAGAUAAAGAAUAUAGUGCCUUUUCAGUUGGUUCAAGCCUGCCUCCAGCUUCCUCAUUAGCUACAAGAAUCUGAGAAAGUGUUACACUUAGGGUUUCUACAAUACAACUAUUCUAGGAGUAAGUUAUAAACUGAAAUAGACAGAAAACAUCAGCUGCAUCGCUGAUGAAGAAAGCGUCCCCAGGGGGCAGGGCCUGUCAUCAAAGGGCUGUCAGUUUUCACUCAAAAUGUGCACAUCUGAGGUCAAGCCAUAGAAAUCGUUUGCUUCCACUUACUUUUUUAUGCAGUAAUGUUUCUCUUUGUGCACUAUUUGAUAAAAAAGACAUAAAUAUAAAUACAUAGAAAUGGGCAGAGUGCACAUGUUUCUUAUUCACUUAGACAGACAUGAAAAUGGUAGGCCUUUGGAUUUCAGAAAUAUGUCCAACAUUGUCCCACACAAACUUAGUACUUGUCCCACAUUUGGUCCGGUUGCAUCUGGUCACCCUAUCUACAGUACAUGUAGGCCACAGUCUGAAAAUUAUUUUAUCUACAUUUAUCUUGUAGAAGCCAUUGCCAGGAUAAUUCAUGCAGUUCUUAAGGCCAAUAAAAAAUAAUAAUAAUAUGAAAUAAAAAGCUUAUUUGUGCAGUGGAAGUUUACGCAUCUCUUAUACACAUGAAUCACUACGGUAAAUAUACUUUAAACAACACAAAUCUCAAAUUUUGUUUGUAUUAGUGACCAUUGUGUGUUUUGUAAGAAAUCUAUGUUUAGGGAAGUAGCUGCAGUUUGAGGAAGUGAUUUCUGUCACUCUUAAAAUUCACUCUAUAGCUGUAGGUUCUCAUAGUACAACACUCAAACGUAGAACAAACAAGAGAGCCACAGGUCAAUACAGACACGUUUCAGUGUUCUUUAGCCUAACUUCAUCAUGGCCAGAAGAUCCUUCAUAUACAUCAAUCCAGCUUCUAAGGCAGCACGUCAGCGUAGACGACACAGUGAUACUUCUGAUUUACUUGCUGUGAUCGAGCGGAUGCAGAACAGCAGAAUGGAUGAGCAGAGAUGCACACUUCCACCUCCUCUUAAAACAGAAGAAGAUUAUAUUCCUUAUCCAAGUGUUCAUGAGGUGCUGGGACGUAAAGCCCCGUUUCCACUGAUUCUGUUGCCACAGUUUGGUGGUUACUGGAUUGAAGGGACCAAUCACGAGCUCAGUGCCAUGCCAGCACAGGAGGAGCCACCCCCAUGCUCAGCCUCCCAGAUUAAACUGGAGAGCAAUAGCAUAGCCAAAAUCUAUAGGAAACAUUUCUUGGGCAAGGAGCACUUUAAUUAUUACUCUGUGGAUACAUCGCUGGGACACCUUGUCUUCUCAGUGAAGUAUGACGUGAUUGGGGACCAAGAGCACCUCCGCUUACUGCUUAGGUCAAAGUUUAAAACCUACCAUGAUGUGAUACCCAUUUCUUGCCUGAAUGAGUUCCCCAACGUUGUGCAAAUGGCAAAGCUUGUGUGUGAGGAAGUAAACGUGGACAGAUUUUAUCCAGUCCUCUACCCAAAGGCUUCCAGACUCAUUGUAACCUUUGAUGAACAUGUCAUCAGCAACAACUUCAAGUUUGGCGUCAUCUAUCAGAAGUUUGGGCAGACAUCAGAAGAGGAGCUCUUUGGGAACAGUGAAGAGAGUCCAGCCUUUAUUGAGUUCCUGGAGUUUUUGGGGGAGAAGAUUGAGCUACAUGACUUUAAAGGGUUUCGUGGGGGUCUUGAUGUUACACAUGGCCAGACUGGAACUGAGUCAGUGUAUCACAAUUUCCACAGCAAGGAGAUUAUGUUCCAUGUGUCCACCAAACUACCCUAUACUGAAGGAGACUCACAGCAGCUGCAGAGGAAGAGGCAUAUAGGAAAUGACAUUGUAGCUAUCGUGUUCCAAGAGGAAAACACACCAUUUGUACCAGAUAUGAUUGCAUCCAAUUUCCUGCAUGCUUAUGUGGUGGUGCAAGUGGAGAAUGCCUGUACAGACAACGUUCUUUACAAGGUAUCAGUGACCUCGAGAGAUGAUGUGCCUUUCUUUGGGCCUCCUCUCCCAGACCCAGCCAUUUUCAGAAAAAGUCCAGAGUUCCACGAGUUCCUCCUGACAAAACUCAUCAACGCUGAGUAUUCCUGCUGUAAGGCCGAGAAGUUUGCUAAACUGGAGGAGAGAACACGCUCUGCUCUGCUGGAGACAUUGUAUGAGGAGUUGCAUGUGAACAGCCAGUGCAUGAUGGGACUGGGAGGAGAAGAUGAAAAACUGGAGAAUGGAGGAGGAGGUGGAGGUGGUGGUUUCUUUGAGUCCUUUAAGAAAGUAAUUCGCAGUCGGAGUCAGUCUAUGGAUGCUAUGGGCCUGAGCAACAAGAAGUCCCACACUGUCUCUACCAGCCACAGUGGCAGCUUUACCCACAAUCCCCCAGAUAUUCCCAAAACACCUGGCAUUUCUCUGAUCAUCCCCGGGAAGAGUCCAACCCGAAAGAAAUCGGGUCCAUUUAGUUCCAGGAGGAGCAGCGCAAUCGGCAUUGAGAAUAUUCAGGAAGUCCAGGAGAGAAGCAGUAGGGAGGUGUCUCCCAGCACGCAAAAGAUACCCGAUAGUGGCCGUGCCUUGCAUGAGCCCAAUAUUGACAACUCUUCCAAUCACAGUUCGCCUGAGAUGCCUACCACCAGGACUAAUUCGGCCCUGUGGUGUAGAGCCUCCUCCAUUCCAGAGUCUCACGAUCUGUCUCGGUCCUCGUCCAAUGCCAGCAGCUUCACAAGUGUGGUGGAGGAGAACGACCAUGAGCAUGAAGCUACAGAAGACUAUGACACAGGACUGGAAAGCCUGUCUUCUGCCGGUACCCCGCACAAGCGGAACUCGUUCACGUACAGCAACAGCUGGUUGGACGAAAGUAUAAGCAGUGUUAGCCAACGCAAUCCACCAGCCGUCUCUCGGCAGCUGUCUGACCCCAUUCGGCCCAGAACAGAAAGGCAACACUCUGCUUCAAACUGCUAGGCCUUCUCAGAUUACUUCAUGAAUGGCCAUCAGCAGUACUCCCAUAAGCAGCUCCUGAAGAGACUAAAGCCGGCUCCUCCGGAGACCCAGUGCAGAAGAAGAGCUGUCAGUCACAGGACCUGUGGCCAGAAAUCCCAUCCCUGUUUUAAGGACCUGCACUGUUUUGUUUUCAUGUGACUGAACAUGCUUCCCAGCAUGCCUUUGGGCUUCAGCAGUUUACAAAGGCUAUCUGUUUCACAGGUGCCAAUGGUAACAGCCUGGGGCUUAUUAUGGAGCACAUUUCUUAUGGUUAUUUGUCUGCCUGCAAUACCAGCAUAGGGUGUUAUGGCUUUAACCAGAAAUUUCCUACACCAUAUCUCUCUUUAUUUUCCUCUGUUUCUGUUUGUCUGCCAGUCACUUCUUGUUUUUCUUUCACUCAUUUUGUGACUUCCAUGUAGCAUCAAGCACAACACACAUUACUGGUGGCUCUAAUUUUGUCUACUUCUUUGUGUGUGUGUGUGCGUGUGUAGUUGUGUUUAUUUAUUCAUGAACAUACUAGUAGGCAGAGGUCAGCUCGUCACUCACAGGGACACAGCUGCAUGGGAAAAAUUAUAUCCUAAAAAGAAUAAUUCAAAGACUCAAACAAGUACAACACAGCAGUGCACAUUUUUUUUUUUUUUUUUUUUUGUGCUGCAAAACACCCAUGAAUGAACACGUAGAGCAGUGCAACAGAAUUAUGUGUAAGCUUUUCUCUUCUUUUUGAAUGUUCAGAAGUACAUUUUGUAUUAUUUUCUGUCAGUUUUGUGAUUCCGUGAAUAUCUAUAAAUGUUAUUUGUUGUUAAAAGAACUGACUUGUGCUGGAAUAUACAAACAUUUACUAUCUUGUCAGGUGAGUAAUUGUUUAUAACAAGUAAUGCUAUAUGUAUAAUAACUUAUACUAUUUAUUUAAUUUUUUAAAAAAGUAUUUAUGGGUGUUUUUUAUGCACAACUUUGAUCUCUGCAGUAUUUGUAUUUGCAUUGGGAACAAGUUCAGACUUUUAGAUUGUAAUGUAUGUAGUGUGCAGUUUUACACACGUGACUCUUUUUAUUAUUUCUGCAGAGCACUUGAGGUUGAAAUUAUUCACUGUGCUGUCUACUGUGAGACGUUCUCAAGUUGCCUUCUAUAGCUUUAUCUGCUCGGUGUGAAACCCUUCUGCGUCCUACAGAGGGCAUCAGUAAGCUUUUGAAUGUAAAUAAUAGCUUGAUUGGGUAAUUGUGUGAUAUUUGCUAAAAGAAAAAGACUAAAUACAAUCAUAGUUAACGGAAUUCUCUACAACAUGGAUCAGUUGCUGUGAACAAUAAUUUCAAUACAUUUACUUGUAACGAGGAAAGAACAAAAAACAUUUAACUUAUAACGUUAGUGUGAGGGCAGUCAAUACCCAUUUAAAUACGCAUCUAUAUAAUGCAAAUUUUAAACAAAAAUGAAACCAUUCUACAAAAAUACACAAAAGAAACAUUUACUGACUGUCCCUACAACUGCACUCAGACGUCCCUAAUACGUGAAUUAAACCGCUUUUAUUGUAUUUUCCCCAUACAGUGAAACAUGCUAAAAUUAUUGUAUGUGGUAAUUGCACACCUGCAACAUAUGCAUUAAAUAACAAUAAGGUUGAAUAAUUCUGAAGUGUUACUAAGAUUUAAUCCACUGUUACUUUAUUGCUGCUGUGAUAUUUGGUUAAUUAUUUAAAAAAAAAAAAAAAUCAUUUUAUUAUUGUUUGUUUGUUUGUUUUUAAAUCAAGCAACUGUAUGUAUCUCAAAGAACAUUUCUUUUGUCCAUCGAAUUAUGUGAUUUAUGGUUUGUGCAGUAUAAAAAGAAUAUUGAUUAAAUGUAAUUGCCCCAAUUAUUACUACUACCUGGUGGAAUUCAAUGUUUGCAUAUUGUUCAGUUCCAUAUUUGUGUGUAUUACUGAACAGCACUCAUUUGUGUUUUGAAUCGCUUGUGUCAGUGCUGCGAGGAAAAUGUUUGAAUUUUCUCUGCAUUUUGCUGAAUCAUUCAAAGUGAAAACUGUGUCCUCCAGUGCUAGAGCCUUGUUAGUACAUUGCCGUUGUCAAACUUCUAAUCAAACUGUUGUUUAUGGUAUAUGCUUGCACACAUUAAAAGUUACCCCUCAGCACAAAUUCAUUUCCAACAGGCUGAUAUUACUUAAUAAAAAUUAUUGUACGUGUUUCCUUUAAA